AUGGGUUACAACGACUGGGAUAACGAUAACGAGCCGGCCGUGGACCGUGACCACGACUGGCGUGCGGUACCGGGCGAUUUCGACACGAUACCUGUGAUCGAUGUUGCCGGUAUUAGAAGUGAUCAUUUCGAUGAGAGACGCAAGAUUGCUGCCCAGAUUAGGGACGCUUGCGUGCGAGUCGGGUUUUUCUACAUUCAAAACCAUGGCAUUAACGACGAUGUUAUUAAAGGCGUGUUCAAGGCGGCAGAGACUUUUUUCGCGCUGCCAUUUGAGCAGAAAAUGGAAGUAUUCAUCGAUAAUAGUCCAAAUUUCCGGGGCUACACUCCCAUCGGGGGUUCGGGGAAGCCUGGACCGGACGGACGAGGAAAUCUGAACGAGGCGUUCGAAUGGGGCCAUGAUUCGAAGCUGAACGAUGAUCCCAACGAUGCUUGCGACGACCCGUAUAUGAAGGGCCGCAACCGAUGGCCACGGGAGCCCGCUGACUUCGAGGACCAGCUAUCUACUUACUAUCGAGAAUUGCGGGCCUUUUGCCGUCUGUUGGCCAGCUCACACGUCCUCCUACAUGAAGUUGUUGGAGAAGAUGCGCUGACGAUUGUGACAUUAGUCUUCACGAUUCUUGCACCAGGACCCGUCCGCGCUCUGGAGGUCGCGAAUAAAGCCGGGGAGUGGAUAUCAGCUCCGCCUAAGCCCGGAACCUUCAUAGUCAACGUCGGUGACCAGCUUCAAGCCUUCACCAACGACCUCUACAUCUCGACUCGUCACCGAGUCAUGAACUACACUGGACAAGAGCGAUACGCCAUCCCCUUCUUUUUCUCAACAAACUUUGAGACCGUCAUCAAACCAAUCCCGGAACUGCUUACCGGAGACCAGGUAGCCAGAAACCGGCAGGUCUCGGCUGGACAGGUGAGCUAA
Messenger RNA from Colletotrichum lupini, 912 nucleotides. Its product is annotated as 2OG-Fe(II)oxygenase. The record is from RefSeq and is a predicted model, not a curated record. NCBI's taxonomy places the organism in Eukaryota, Fungi, Ascomycota, Sordariomycetes, Glomerellales, Glomerellaceae. Gene Ontology annotation, molecular function: dioxygenase activity. Bases 1 to 912 code for a protein of 303 amino acids. The transcript is spliced from 3 exons.